Messenger RNA from Suricata suricatta (meerkat), 1284 nucleotides. RefSeq names its product calcium homeostasis modulator 3 (gene CALHM3). Gene Ontology annotation, molecular function: monoatomic cation channel activity. Bases 1 to 1038 code for a protein of 345 amino acids. The record is from RefSeq and is a predicted model, not a curated record. Lineage: Eukaryota; Metazoa; Chordata; Mammalia; Carnivora; Herpestidae. The transcript has 3 exons.
AUGGAAAAGUUCCGGGUGCUUCUCCAGCACUUUCAGUCCAGCUCGGAGUCAGUGAUGAACGGCAUCUGCCUGCUGCUGGCCGCGGUCACUGUCAAGCUGUACUCCUCCUUCGACUUCAACUGCCCCUGCCUGGCACGCUACAAUGCCCUCUAUGGCCUGGGCCUGCUGCUCACACCCCCACUCGCCCUUUUCCUCUGUGGCCUCCUUGCCAACCGGCAGUCCAUGGUGAUGGUUGAGGAGUGGCGCCGGCCCGCCGGGCACCGGAGGAAGGACCCAGGCAUCAUCAGGUAUAUGUGCUCCUCUGUGCUGCAGAGAGCGCUGGCUGCGCCCCUCGUCUGGAUCCUACUGGCCCUCCUCGACGGGAAGUGUUUUGUGUGUGCCUUCAGCAGCUCCGUGGACCCUGAUAAGUUUCUGGACUUUGCCAACAUGACCCCCAGCCAGGUGCAGCUCUUCCUGGCCAAGGUGCCCUGCAAGGAGGAUGGGCUGGUCAGGGACAGUCCCGCGAGAAAGGCAGUAUCUCGCUACCUACGGUGCCUGUCACAGGCCAUCGGCUGGAGUAUCACCCUGCUACUGAUCAUCCUGGCUUUCCUGGCCCGCUGCCUGAGGCCUUGCUUCGACCAGACAGUCUUCCUGCAGCGCCGAUACUGGAGCAACUACGUGGACCUGGAGCAGAAGCUCUUCGACGAAACAUGCUGCGAGCAUGCGCGGGACUUUGCGCACCGCUGCGUGCUGCACUUCUUUGCCAGCAUGCAGAGCGAAAUGCGGGCACGGGGGCUGCGCCGGGACACCGCGGACAGGGACCCUGAGCCCCCCGAGAUGCCCAAGCCCCCCGAUGGCCUGGACGGCGGCGGAAGCGGGAAGGGCCACCUGCGCGCCGUUUCCAGCCGGGAGCAGGUAGACCGCCUCCUACGCACCUGGUACUCCAGCAAACCGCCCCUCGACCUCGUGGCAUCCCCUGGGCUCUGGGGGGGUGGCCUCAACCACCGCGCCCCCACGGUGGCCCCAGGCACCAGGCUGUCCCAGCACACUGACGUGUAGGGACCCCAGCGGUGUCCCGACGUGAAGUGCUCGCAUUGAAGACGGUCUGGGGGAUUUCCAGGCUGUGCUGACCCCAAGGCAGGGCAACCUAACCCUUGCUGGCCUCCUUCUCCCUAACAGCCCAAUCUCUGGCCUAGUUUCAGGGUGUGGCCUCCCGUGUGCUCUAAAGCAGUGCUUCACAAACUUCAAUGAGCUCACUGUUCCCCUGGGCUCUUGUUAAAUGCAGAUUCUGAUUCCUUGCAUCCA